Molecule: messenger RNA, 1545 nt
Organism: Cucurbita maxima (winter squash)
Lineage: Eukaryota; Viridiplantae; Streptophyta; Magnoliopsida; Cucurbitales; Cucurbitaceae
Product: oxygen-dependent coproporphyrinogen-III oxidase, chloroplastic
Exons: 8
Coding region: 113-1327 (404 amino acids)
Cellular component (GO): chloroplast stroma; cytoplasm
Molecular function (GO): coproporphyrinogen oxidase activity
Source: RefSeq, a predicted model, not a curated record
GGGUUCCUUAUCCUCCUUUACUGCAAUUCUUUCUUCUUCUUCUUCGUUUUCCUUUGUUCUUCCCUCUAUAUAGAUCUUCAAUUCUUCAUCCUUCUCUUCAAUCCUUAAAGCUAUGCCGUCCACCGCCAUUUUCUCUCCUUCCUGUUCAUCCUCCGCCCCUUUUACUCCCUUCGCGUUUUCGCCUUCUUCUUCUUCUUCUUCUUCCAAGGCGUUUUUAGCUGUUACUACCCGCAAGCCAUUUGGUUCCCAUUUCGCUAAUUUGAAGAAGAAAUCUCUGUUCUCCAGACAGAAUUUCACCAUGGCUGUUUCAAUCGAGAAGGAAACCCCCAUCGCCGUCCGUCCCGAUACGUUCCUUACGGAAUACGAUGAGGCCACGGGAGGCAUCUCUUCCGGCUCCUCGUCGAUUAGGGCUCGCUUCGAGAAGAUGAUUAGGGAUGCUCAGGACAGUGUUUGCAAGGCCAUUGAGGAAGCGGAUGGUGGGGGGAAGUUUAAGGAGGAUGUUUGGUCUAGACCUGGUGGUGGCGGCGGUAUCAGUAGGGUUCUUCAGGAUGGUGCUGUGUGGGAGAAGGCUGGCGUUAAUGUCUCGGUUGUGUAUGGAGUUAUGCCCCCUGAUGCUUACAGAGCUGCCAAAGCUGCUGCUGGGGAUCACAAGCCUGGGCCUAUUCCUUUCUUUGCCGCCGGCAUUAGCUCAGUUUUACAUCCUAAGAACCCAUUUGCACCAACUUUGCAUUUCAACUACAGAUAUUUCGAGACUGAUGCUCCUAAAGAUGUUCCUGGUGCACCUAGGCAAUGGUGGUUUGGUGGUGGGACUGAUUUAACUCCUUCUUACAUCUUUGAGGAAGAUGUCAAGCAUUUCCAUUCGGUACAAAAAAAUGCUUGUGACAAAUUUGAUCCAUCCUUCUAUCCUCGAUUCAAAAAAUGGUGUGAUGACUACUUCUACAUCAAGCACCGAGGCGAAAGACGAGGACUUGGAGGAAUAUUUUUUGAUGAUCUAAAUGACUACGAUCAGGAGAUGCUUCUAUCAUUUGCCACCGAGUGUGCCAAUUCUGUGGUUUCUGCGUACAUACCCAUUAUAGAGAGAAGAAAGGAUACCCCAUUUACUGAACAGAACAAAGCAUGGCAACAACUGCGCAGGGGCCGCUAUGUCGAAUUCAACUUGGUUUACGAUCGAGGUACUACAUUUGGACUGAAAACAGGAGGUCGGAUUGAAAGUAUUUUGGUUUCUCUUCCUCUAACAGCUAGAUGGGAAUAUGACCAUAAACCAGAAGAGGGAAGUGAAGAAUGGAAAUUACUGGAUGCAUGCAUCAACCCCAAAGAAUGGAUCUAAUAUUUGCUUUUAAGUAAGUUCUAAAUAUGUAGGUUCAGAUGAGCAAUAUGAGGUUCUUGAAGAGGAAGAGGUCCUAAUCCGCGGCUUCUUUGCUCACUCACUCCCUCCCUUCCCUCGUUUUGGUUGUGUAUUUUUGUGUUCCUUUUGAUUGAAAUGUAACAUUUCCAGAUUAGCUUGUUCUUGUGUUUGGAAUAAAUUAGCUUGUUCAUGGCCCGGUA